UGUUUCUUUCGUUCUUCCGCGGCUUUUGGUUGAUUAUAUCAAAAUCCAAAUGGAACAGAGAAAAUAUAAGUUCGUGGGUCGUUUUCAAAUGGUGGUUGGAAUCUUAGGUCGAGAGAUCAAAGCAGCCCAAAAAGUAAAAAAAAUAUUUGGAGCUACCAAUUCUCAGUUUGGGUUUUUACUAGUUCUGAGAUCUUGGGUUAGAUAUCUCAUCUGAUUCUCACCAUAAAAUUUCUCUCUCUGUCUCUCUCUCUGUCUCUUUCUCUCUCCCUCUCUACAACUGUAAAUGCUGUUGGGUUUUAGCUGCGAGUUCCGGCAAUGGCGAGACGUCAUGGAUGGCAGCUCCCUGCUCACACAUUUCAGGUUGUAGCUAUAACGGUAUUUUUCUUGCUAGUAGUUGCAUUCUAUGCCUUUUUUGCUCCAUUUCUCGGAAAGAAUUUAUACGAAUAUGUGGCGAUAGCUGUGUAUACUCCUGCGGCACUUGCUGUGUUUUUUCUCUAUGCCAGAUGCACAGCUAUCGAUCCUGCUGAUCCUGGAAUAUUAAUUGAUCAUGUCUAUAGAUCACGUGACGCCGCUGAUUUGCCUGGGGAUGCGGCUUCUCUUGGGGAACCAAGCAAGGUAGAGUUGAAUGCAGUAGAUGAAUCCGCUGAGCAUAGUUCAUCUUUCUGUUCAAGUGUCGGGAGCUUCUUUUGUUGUUGUCUGGUUAGAGGUGAUUGCUGUGGUGAUGAAGAUACUAGCCAUCAACAAGGCAGUGAUGGAGAUGCUUUGUUCUGCACAUUGUGCAAUGCAGAGGUGCGUAAAUUCAGCAAACAUUGCAGAAGCUGUGACAAAUGCGUCGACAGAUUCGAUCAUCAUUGUCGUUGGUUGAAUAAUUGCGUGGGGAGGAAAAAUUACAUUACAUUUCUUUUCCUUAUGGCUGCAAGCCUUGUCUGGCUUGUGAUUGAAUGUGGGGUCGGGAUAGCAGUCUUUGUACGCUGCUUUGUUGAUAGAAAGGGUACUGAAAAUCAGAUCAGUGAUAAGCUUGGAGAAGGGUUCACCCGUGCUCCAUUUGCUACUGUGGUGGCCCUAUGCACGGCCGUCUCUUUGCUGGCUUGUCUUCCUUUGGGAGAACUAUUUUUCUUCCAUCUGAUAUUGAUUAGAAAGGGGAUUACGACAUAUGAGUAUGUCGUUGCUAUGAGAACACAAAGUGAGCCACCUGGGCCAUCUGUUAAUGAGGACCCACAAAGUCUGCCAUCUUCACCAAUCAGCUCAGUUGCCACUGGUAUGAGUGGAGGAAGUUCCCUGGGGUUGCAGUAUAAAGGUGCUUGGUGCACACCUCCAAGAAUUUUUGUGGACCAUCAGGAUGAAGUACUUUCACAUUUGGGGCCCGGACAUGUACCGUCAACAGUUGAUCCAGACACUGCCGAAGCAUUCGAAAGAGGGAAAAGAUUACCAAAACGUCCAGUCAGAAUCAGCGCCUGGAAGCUUGCAAAGUUGGAUACGAAUGAGGCAAUGAGGGCAGCAGCUAAAGCUAGAGCAUCAUCGUCCGUGCUACGGCCCAUCAAUUCCCGUCAUCAAUAUGAUUCUGAUCACGGCUCAAGUGGAAAUAUAAGCACCAGAAGCAGUGUUGUCAGUACAGAAGUCGCAUUCAACAAAGACGCUAGAUUGAAAUCAUCUCCCAUGAAGAGUUCUUACCCACCGAGUCGUGCAAGCAGGGAUGAUCUUGAAACGUGCAAUCACAGCUUAAGUAGUUUCAGCAGUCCCCGUCACAUAAACAAUUCAGUUGGUGUCAGUCCAUUGGAGCAGCUUCCUUCAAAUAUUGAUAACUUCAACCCAAUAUAUCAAUCAUCUGCUGAUCAAUCUCCAUGGUCUGUAAAAACAAAUGGUGCGAGCCAGAAUGCUGUUGCCAGUAGUGUAGACUGUGCCCCAGUUGGAAGAAACAGCACUGUUAUUUCAGAGAACCUGAGAUCUUCAGUAUUUUGGGAUCAAGAAGCGGGCCGCUUUAUGUCACUGUCUGCUCCAAGAAAUAACAGUCACGGAUUAGGAAACCGCAUUGGGUUUUCUUCUCAAGUUGCUGAACCGGACCUUUUGUACAUGGGCCAGUCAAUAUUCUUUGGUGGGCCUAUUUUAAAUGAAGGGUCAGCGAGGAGUUCAAGAAAUGGUGGCCCAUCAAUGCCCACUUUGGAUAGAGCAUCUACUUCGAAUGAUCAGAGAGGUGAGACUGUGAGUGGAAGAGGAUCAAAUCAGCUUCCCGUGUUUGUUCCAAGGGAUUCUCAGAUAAAUUAGUUCUCUAGAUUGCCUUGAGCCUUUUCAUUUGUUCCUAACAUGGCUUCUUUCAUGUGGAAUCAUCUGAACCAUCCAUUGUCAUGGAGGAAUGGGACAGAGAGGUAUUGUUAGUUUCAGUCCAAUAUUUUUCUCUAGUCAUUUUCUUUUUUCUUUUCCCUGGCCAUUUCAUUUUUCUCCAUCUGUAAUCUUGAGAUGCAUCUUUAAUGGAAGUGCACGUUCCUUGUUCA
Molecule: messenger RNA, 2489 nt
Organism: Magnolia sinica
Lineage: Eukaryota; Viridiplantae; Streptophyta; Magnoliopsida; Magnoliales; Magnoliaceae
Product: probable protein S-acyltransferase 19
Exons: 10
Coding region: 316-2262 (648 amino acids)
Biological process (GO): protein targeting to membrane; peptidyl-L-cysteine S-palmitoylation
Cellular component (GO): Golgi apparatus; endoplasmic reticulum
Molecular function (GO): protein-cysteine S-palmitoyltransferase activity
Source: RefSeq, a predicted model, not a curated record